GAGCUCGGUUAGAGGAGCGGCUCUACGAGCAUCUGGAAUGGAGCGUCCCUCCUCGGCCACGUGCCCGCGAGUUACUGGGAGAUCAGCUGACUCAGGCUGGGCUGGAGAUCGGAUCUAACACACCCUACGGAACGGCGCUGAUAAAGUGGGGUGAGACCCAGAAGCAGCUUGGAGAGACGGAGAGGAAGUUUGUGAAAAGCACCAACAUUCAUUUUCUCACCCCUCUGAGAAGUUUCACUGAGGGGGAGUACAGAGUCAUACAGAAUGAGCAUAAGCUGUUGGUGAACAAGCGUUUGGACCUGGAUAUAGCCAAGAACAGGCUGAGGAAAGCCCACGACGCUGACAGAGAAGCCAGAAACCUGAAUGCAGCCCAGCUGGAAGCUGACCACUUGUUCCACGUCUCCUACAUGUUCAGCUUCCUGCGUGUUCAAUGGCUGAAGAUAUGGGCACAGGAAAUCUCUCAG
Molecule: messenger RNA, 464 nt
Organism: Nematolebias whitei (Rio pearlfish)
Lineage: Eukaryota; Metazoa; Chordata; Actinopteri; Cyprinodontiformes; Rivulidae
Product: endophilin-B1
Cellular component (GO): cytoplasm
Molecular function (GO): protein binding
Source: RefSeq, a predicted model, not a curated record